AGGAUGCCCAGGAUGGAGUGAGGUGCUCAGCAUCACAGGACAGAUCAACAGCAGAGCUGGGGUUUGAACCUAGGUCUUCUGUCCCCAAAUUCUGGGUGCCUGCACUUGACUUUGGUUGUGUUGGAGAAGCAGCUGAACAAGAGUGUGGGAUUUGGGGUCCCAGAGCCCUGGUUUCGGAUCCUCUGUACUCACUACCUGUUCUUCUCAAGCAAGCUUUCUCUUUCUUUCCUUUUUUCUUUUUUUUUCUUUCCUUUUUUCUUCCUUCCUUUCUUUCAACCAUUCUGAGCCUCAGUUUCCACACUGGUAAAACGGAGAUGAUACUGGCCAUCUCCCAGGACUGUUGUGAGGUGUCCAUGAAAUAACUAUAAGCCUGGCACAUGAUAGGUGUUCCGUGAAUUUUAGUUCCCUUUGCUCCCUUCUUAGCAUCCCAGAGGUGAGCAGCUAUGAUGGGUAGGGGUAGUGGUCAGAGGUGACAAGUGAGCAGCUUGGGCAUCUGGAAGAAAGCUUGCAGAGAGGGCAGGUGCCAAAUGUCAUUCGUGAGGCCACUCCCAAUUUAUGGGUUCUGGUGCAAGGACUUUGAAGAGGCAAUAAAAUUCAUAUUCUACGAGGAAAUGACAGCAGCUGAGAGUCCUGACUUAGCAAAUGAAAUUCUACAUUAUUUUUUAUUUUUACAAGGCAAGGGAUUUUGGAUGGGUAGCAAAAGUCACAUUCUAAUGAGAUUCUCCUGGGACAGGAAUGGGCUUUCCCAAGUGUAAGAUGGCAACACCCCACAGACAGUGUAUAUAAAUGCCCCAGAGAGGCCAUGAGAGCCAGAACCUGAGCUCCUCGCUAAGCUGCAACCUGCUCUGCUAGCAUCAUGGCCUCCCAGUUCUGCUCCCCGAUCUUCUCCUCUGGGUCUCUCAGGGGCCACUGCGGCACAACCAGCGGCAUCUCUCGGGUGUCCUGUGUCCGCUCCGUGGGCUCCUGCAGGGUGCCCAGCCUUGCUGGUGUUUCGGGGUCAGCCUCCUCCGUCAGGCUGGGCCUCUCCAGCCUUGGGAGCUGCUUGCCUGGUCCCUUCCUGUCCUCUGGGUUCCAUUCCUCUGGCUUUGCCGGGGCUGGGGGCUUGUUCUGCGAGGGUGCCUUCAACGGCAAUGAGAAGGAGACCAUGCAGUUCCUGAACGAUCGCCUGGCUAACUACCUGGAGAAGGUGCGGCAGCUGGAGCGGGAGAACGCAGAGCUGGAGAGCCGCAUCCGGGAGUGGUACGAGUCUCAGAUCCCGUACAUCUGCCCCGACUACCAGUCCUACUUCAAGACCAUUGAAGAGCUCCAGCAGAAGAUCCUGCUGACCAAGGCUGAAAACGCCAGGCUGGUCCUGCAAAUUGACAAUGCCAAGCUGGCUGCUGAUGACUUCCGGACCAAGUAUGAGACGGAGCUGGGCAUGCGGCAGCUAGUGGAGGCCGACACCAAUGGUCUGCGCCGGAUCCUGGAUGAGCUGACCCUGUGCAAGGCUGACCUGGAGAUGCAGGUGGAGUCUCUGAAGGAGGAGCUGAUGUGUCUCAAGAAGAACCACGAGGAGGAAGUCAAUACGCUCCGAUGCCAGCUUGGGGACCGGCUGAAUGUGGAGGUGGAUGCUGCUCCCCCAGUGGACCUCAACAAGAUCCUGGACGAGAUGAGAUGCCAGUAUGAGACCCUAGUGGAGAAUAACCGCAGAGAUGUGGAGGCCUGGUUCAACACCCAGACCGAGGAGUUGAACCAGCAGGUGGUGUCCAGUUCGGAGCAGCUGCAGUGCUGCCAGACAGAGAUCAUCGAGCUGAGACGCAAUGUCAACGCCCUGGAGAUUGAACUGCAGGCUCAGCAUAGCAUGCGGAAUUCCCUAGAAUCCACCCUGGCAGAGACUGAGGGCCGCUACAGCUCCCAGCUGGCCCAGAUGCAGGGCCUGAUCAGCAAUGUGGAGGCUCAGUUGGCCGAGAUCCGCUGUGACCUGGAGCGGCAGAACCAGGAGUACCAGGUGCUGCUGGAUGUCAAGGCCCGGCUGGAGUCAGAGAUCGCCACCUACCGCCGCCUGCUCGAGGGAGAAGACUGCAAGCUGCCUGCCCAUCCUUGUGCCACGGAAUGCAAGCCUGCUGGCAGAGUUCCUUAUGUCUCGAGUGGGCCCUGUGCCCCGGGCCCCCAGCUCAGCACCCAGAUCCGCACCAUCACGGAGGAGUUCAGAGAUGGGAAGAUCAUUUCUUCCAGGGAGCAUGUGCAGCCGCUGUAACUGGGCAGGCCCUGGCCCACAGGAGGGAGGACACCCCUGUGUGUCCAGGCUCUAAAUGACCCCCACCUCUCCUUCCCUAGAGGGACUCCCCGCUCAGCAGAUUUUUCUACCAAAAAACUUCCUAGAUUGUGUUUCUGGCUUUGACUGCUUUUACGCCGGGUAAAACUAAGCUUCCCUGGAAAUUUACCCAAUAAAGUGUGUUCUCUUGGCAUAGAAA
Molecule: messenger RNA, 2453 nt
Organism: Odocoileus virginianus texanus
Lineage: Eukaryota; Metazoa; Chordata; Mammalia; Artiodactyla; Cervidae
Gene: KRT36
Product: keratin 36
Biological process (GO): intermediate filament organization; epithelial cell differentiation
Cellular component (GO): intermediate filament cytoskeleton
Molecular function (GO): structural constituent of skin epidermis
Source: RefSeq, a predicted model, not a curated record